Molecule: messenger RNA, 1023 nt
Organism: Macrosiphum euphorbiae (potato aphid)
Lineage: Eukaryota; Metazoa; Arthropoda; Insecta; Hemiptera; Aphididae
Source: the annotation of a GenBank genome assembly
AUGAAAAGGGUGACUAUUCAAUCUGGAUCUCAAAAUGAGCAAGAGACAAAUUUAAAGAAGGCAAGACAAGGGAGAAGGAAUGACAGACAGCUGUCAUUCAUGGUAGAUUAUAUGGUGCAAAACCCACACGUUGCUACGGGCAAAUUUCAUACUUUGAAUGGGAAAAAUAGUUUAGCUGGCUCAUGGGAAGACUUGGUUACAAAUUUAAAUAACCUUCGUAAUCCUGGUGUGAAGGAAAAAAAUGUUAAGUCGUGGAAAGAGUCUUGGAGAGAUUUAAAAACCAAAGUUUCAAAAAAAGCAUCUGCUUUAAGAAAUGAUAAGAAACGAACUGGCAAUAAGCAAAUUGAAUUAGCUGAGUUAUCUGAGAUUGAUAAUAAGGUUUUAGGACUAGUAGGAUACGGUUAUGUUGAGGGGACAGUAUGUCCAGAUUCGUUUCCAGAAGAACUGCCUGAUGAUGUUGAGAAAUUGGCUGGUGGUAAUUAUGAUAUUUUGAAUAUAGUACCUACUCCACUCACCAUUAGGCCAAACCAGGAUCCAGAUAUCAUUGGUUAUACAAAUGAAAUAAGUUCACUUAUAGAAACCAACAAGACAAUGACACCACACAUUCUAAUAAAUGUACCUGCUGAAUCAAAUACAUCUUUUAUUUCUGAGACAUCCAUUGAUCAUUCAUCUGGCAAACAACCCAUAUUGCCAAACAUAUCUGCCAAACAUUCUAAAUUUUCAAACACACCAACCACUAAUUUAAAAAAGACUAAAAGGGAUGUCAAACUUAAUACACAGUUAAGCAAUGCACGUGCGGUAUUCACUGAUUUAGCUAAAACUAACAAUCAACAAUUGGAGAAUUGCGGAAAAUUUGAAAAAUCGCGAGCAGGCCCCUUAACUACUUCAUUAAACAUGUUUGCUGAAAGCAAUAAGCAAAUGGCUGCUGCACUUAACAAAAUGGCUGAAAAUGAUGAAAAAAGACUGUUAAUGGACGAGAAACUUGUUACCAUAUUAUCAACUGUAAUUUCUAAAUUAAAUUAA